UUGUCGUGUUAAAUGUCAAAUCGGAUUCUCCUUUGGUCUCGCGUGCGUUUUUAAAUUUUAUCUUUUUUAGAGUUACAUUUGUUCUUUAAUAGGGGAAAUGGCGAGUAAAGUACAUAGAGUGCGUUAUUAUAACCCAAAACCUGAAUCAAUAAAUUGUGUUUCAUACAGUAAAAUCAAUAAACACAUUGCACUUGCGAGAUCAGAUGCUACCAUUGAAAUAUGGGAUCUGUCUUAUGCACCAUAUUUGAUUAAGUUUAUACCUGGUGUUGAGAAUGGUUCUGUAGAGGCCCUUGGUUGGGUUGGUGACCGGCUGUUAUCUACAGGACUCGGUGGUGCCUUAGUAGAAUGGGAUCUAAAUAAAUUGAAUAUAAAAACCACAAUGCUUCUCACUGGAUAUGCUGCUUGGUGUCUCGAUAUAAAUUCAUCAAACACUCUAGUUGCAGUUGGAACAGAACAAGGUUAUAUUAAUAUAUACAGUGUAGAAAAUGACAUGAUUGAAUACAGAAAAAUAUUUGAUAAGCAAGAAGGAAGAAUAAUGUGUUGCAAAUUUGAUAAGACUGGCAGUGUGCUCGUAACAGGUUCAAUAGAUACUAUAAGAGUGUGGAAUGUAGAAACAGGUCAUGCUACAUGCCGCAUACUGGCCAGUCGACGCGGUAAGGAGACAAUAGUAUGGUGUUUGGCAGUACUUUCAGAUAACCUAGUUGUGUCAGGAGAUAGUCAUGGGAGACUCACAUUUUGGGAUAGAGUACUUGGAGAACAAAUUGAAUCAUACACAACUCAUAAGGCUGACAUAUUAUCAAUAGCUGUUUCUGAAGAUGAAAAGAGUUUAUAUUGCAGCGGAGUAGACCCUGUGAUAACAAAUUUUGUCAAAGUGAACAAUAACUGUAAUAAACAGAGCACUCUACAGUGGGUCAAAAAUGUUCAAAGAAAUAUUCAUGAACAUGAUGUUAGAUGCUUAGUUAUCAACGAUGAAAGGCUUGUUUCUCUUGGAGCUGAUGGAUACUUGACUCUGUCUAGUUAUCCACCAAAAUGGGUCAUGAGAAUUCCACCUAUGAUUCCUGCACCUAGAUCUUCAAUAUGCACAAAGAAAAAAAUGAUUUUAUUAAGAUAUAAAAAUCAUUUAGAAGUGUGGAAGUUAGGCUCAUAUGCAACAAAUCAAAAUGGAAAAGUAGUGUUUAGUAACCCAAGUAUACAUUCAAAUAAUGCAGUCAAGGAUGAAAAUGAUCAAAUAGAACAAGAUACAGCGAUUGCAAUUUUAGACAAAGCAAAAUAUGAUCACAAAAAUAGCAAGUGUCUUAAGUUAACAGACAACCCAGUAAAAUUAGUGUCCGUUCAAACUAAAGGCAAAAAGCAAAUACGCUGUUGUGGUCUUUCACCAAAUGGAGAAUUUAUCAUAUAUUCUACUAAUAGUGCUAUUAGAAUGCUAAAAUUAGAAACAGAUGAAGAUUUGUCGAACACUUCACUGUCCAAAAUGUUGGUGACUGGUGCGCCGGCUACGUGCGAUCGUAUCGCGUUCACAGCUGACUCGAGUCUAGCUGUGGUCAGCAGCGAGGGACGUCUGCUAGUAUUCCAAUUAGACCUUCAGGCGGGGGCCUCGGCACUAUACGACAUACCAAUAGAUAAACACCUGAAGUCAAAUUCUGUGUUACACCUGCAUAUAUCUGACAGUACACCAUCAGGAACGGUUUAUUUGGUUGUGGCAGACGCGUUGGGCGCUAUUGCAGUGUGGACGAAGAACAAGACCAAAUUCAAACAUUACGUCACAUUGCCAACAUACAAAUGUAUACCAUCGGCAUUAACCGUUGACUGUGCUCACGAGACUCUUGUUGUCACUUAUGUAGAUCAAAAGAUUGUCGAAUACGAGUUAGUUGAGAAAAAGUUUGCGUCGUGGCCUGACAGUGCUUUGCCCGCCGAGUGGGGUUUACGACGUGCGUCUGUACGCGCGAUCAUCGCCCAUCCGAAACGAGAUGCGCUUAUGUUCUACGAUGAUACCUCUCUGUGGAUUAUGGAUAGGAAACAGGAGCAAACUGAAGACCCUACCCCUAAAAAGAAAUCAAAUAGACGUUCAAAUUUUCAUCUGAAAAUUAUACCAAUAAAGUACCUGGCCGGAUUCCACUGGGUGGAAGAAGAUGAGGCAGUCACAUUGGAGGUGACGCCCGAAAAUAUUGUAUCUCAAUUGCCACCGGUGCUAGCCGUUAAAUAAAUCUAUACUGUAUUUAACGAAGAAUCGUUGUGUAAAUAUAUAUAAUAGUAAUGUUU
Diatraea saccharalis (sugarcane borer) is the source of this 2259-nucleotide messenger RNA. The record is from the annotation of a GenBank genome assembly. NCBI's taxonomy places the organism in Eukaryota, Metazoa, Arthropoda, Insecta, Lepidoptera, Crambidae.